Molecule: messenger RNA, 1045 nt
Organism: Phoenix dactylifera (date palm)
Lineage: Eukaryota; Viridiplantae; Streptophyta; Magnoliopsida; Arecales; Arecaceae
Cellular component (GO): chloroplast
Molecular function (GO): oxidoreductase activity
Source: RefSeq, a predicted model, not a curated record
GUCUUCUUCCCUCCUCCCCUACCCCGGCUCCAGUCCAUCUCUCUCUCUCUCUCUCUCUCUCUCUCACACACACAGCGACGGCCAUGGCGGAGGCCCCCCGGAGCACAGUUCUCGUCACCGGCGCCGGAGGUAGAACAGGUCAAAUUGUUUAUAAAAAAUUGAAGGAGGGAACAGAUCAGUUCAUUGUGAGGGGCCUAGUUAGGACUCAGGAAAGCAAAGAAAAAAUUGGAGGAGCUGAUGACAUUUUUGUAGCUGAUAUAAGGGAUGCUGCAAGUAUUGUUCCUGCUGUACAGGGAAUUGAUGCUCUGAUCAUUCUCACGAGUGCUGUUCCAAAAAUGAAGCCAGGGUUAGACCCAUCCAAAGGUGGACGCCCUGAGUUCUAUUUUGAAGAUGGACUAUAUCCUGAGCAGGUUGAUUGGAUUGGUCAGAAGAAUCAGAUUGAUGCUGCCAAGGCUGUUGGGGUGAAGCAUAUAGUUUUGGUUGGGUCUAUGGGCGGAACAAACCCUAAUCAUCCCUUGAACAGCCUUGGAAAUGGAAAUAUACUGGUGUGGAAACGAAAGGCAGAGCAAUACUUAGCAGACUCUGGAAUUCCAUACACAAUUAUAAGAGCUGGAGGAUUGCAAGAUAAAGAUGGGGGCCAGCGAGAGUUGCUUGUGGGAAAAGAUGAUGAGCUUCUCCAGACAGAAACUAGGACGAUACCUAGGGCUGAUGUUGCAGAAGCUUGCAUUCAGGCUCUGCAAUAUCAGGAGGCAAAGUUCAAGGCAUUUGAUCUGGCGUCAAAGCCAGAGAAUGUGGGUACACCAACAAAAGACUUCGGGGCGCUCUUCGCCCAAACCGGUGCUCGUUUCUGAAUAGCCAAUGAUGAGGCUCCAUUAAUGGACCCUUAAUUAUUCGUUGGUGUAGCUUUAAGCUGAAGAACUUGAUGACAGACUAAGAAGAGAAUUAAAAAUAAUGGCUUAUAUGUUGUGGUUCAGUCGAAAUAAAAUAAUGGUUUAUAUGCUGUGGUUCACUCAAAAAUCAGUUCUUAUGGAAGUUUGUUUUGAAA